Molecule: messenger RNA, 1366 nt
Organism: Chelonus insularis
Lineage: Eukaryota; Metazoa; Arthropoda; Insecta; Hymenoptera; Braconidae
Exons: 2
Coding region: 122-1366 (414 amino acids)
Source: RefSeq, a predicted model, not a curated record
CCAUCGAUACCUGGACCGAUCUUAUAAAAAGCUUGACUUUACAUUCAAUCAAAUCACUGUUAAGUGAAAUUUUAAUUGAAACACAUGAAUGUGAAGUAGUGUAUUAGAUUUUUGUCACUAUAUGAUGUUUGUAGAGAUAUUAUUCAUUGGUUUUCUUAUUAAUAUUCGACAUUGUCAAGGAAAAGAAAAUAUACUUACCAAUGAUGAAGUUCUUAACCCACAUUUUUCUUCAGUACUUAAAAAUGAACCCAAUGCUCAAGAAAAGUUUUCUGCUACUAAUGGCCUAAUCUUUACACAUAUACCAACAAGUAAUGAAUACGUGAAUCAUCAUACACCUUUUGGAGUAAAAUCUCUUGGAAAUUCUGGUGGACCUUAUCAACUAAAUUACUUCACUCCUAAUGAUCAACUUCUGCUAAGAAAUCAUGCUCCAGUUUCUACAAACACAUUUACUGAAAACUCAUAUCAAACAUCUCAGAGGCAACCUUCAUUUAACAGCUAUCCAAUGAAUCCUAUAUCAUAUUUUAUUUUACCUCCUAAACCUAAUCCAGGGCAACCUUUUUUCCCUCAACAAAAAUAUUCUAGAUCAUACCUAACUUUAUAUACUAAACCUUAUUUGAGAUCGAUUUCUGAAUAUGUAAUACUAAGGGUGAGUCCUAGAUUGAAUUUAAAGCCACCGUUUAACAGUAUCAAUUCUCAAAGAGAUGGACCAAAUCAAGUUUCAAGGAACGAAUACUUUUAUAGACCAUCAGUAUCGAAUAAUCUAAUUCAUCAGACUCAGGAUACUAAAAACUCUGAACAGGCACUCAGAAAUAAAUUUAUCGAACUCAAUAAUCAAGCUUUUACUGGGAGACAAAACUCUGUCUACUCUCAGCCAAUUAAUCCAUUUUUAAUGAGAAUAAUUCAAUCAAACGAUCGAAAUAAUCGAGCUAAAAAACAUAUAAACUUUCACUCACAUUCUAAUUUAAUUUCCAAUAACUCAUCAGCUGAAAAUUGUCCAGGUUGUGGAAGUUUUAUUUCUGUCCAUUCCACUCCAAAACCUGAAAGUUCAUACUCUUUGAUCAAUCUAACGUCAAACAUCACAAACGAAACAUCAAAAUUAAAUGAAACAAUGAUGAUCUCCAAUAUGACAGCCAAUGAAAAUAAUUCCACUUUGAAUGAAUGGACUCACAUGAAUUCCAGAAAUAUAAACUCUACCAAUGAAAUUUUAGCAUCUACAGAAAGAGUAAUUUCUACAACUUCUGAUUUGAAUUAUGGUUAUAAGAUACCUAUAGAUGAUAUAUUAAAAGUAAAUGAUAAAGGAUCUGAAACUAAAUCUUCUACGGAAAUCAUAGUAGUUUUUGAUAAAAAAAAUUCUAUUCCUGAGUAA